GCGGGAGAACGAAAUGGAAAAUUUGGAUUUGAAACCCUAAAAAGGCGAGAGCCGCCGUCUUCCACUCUUCUCUUCGUCUCAUCUCUGCUUGCGCCUCUGCGGAACUGAAUUUCUUUGUUAUUUAGGCCUAAAUUUUUGGUUUGCGCUCAUGUAUGGGAGGCGAGCAUCUCAGCUUUUGGGAGAACUAGCCUCCGCCGAAAAGGGACAACUCACUGUUUUCAAUAGUGAUACAUUUGAUCAAGUUAUCAAAGAAUGCAAUGAGCACAACCUUCAGCUUCAGACCUUGAUUAGGAAAAUUGAGGACCAGAAUUUGGACAUACAGACCACCAGGAAUGAAGAUCACUUUGGUGCAGUUAUCCAUCAUCUUUCUUUAGCUCGCAACAAGCGCUGUCUCAUGGCCUACAUGUAUAACCGAGCAGAAAUCAUCCAAAGCUUGAGAUGGAAAAUUGGUCCAAUUCUUCCACAAGAAAUUCAGGAAAAGCUCAGUUACUCAGAAGAAGAAUAUUUCAAAAAUCAUUCUGCUGCAAUAGACUCCUACAUGUCAGAGCUAGAUUUGGAUCUAACUGUGGAUAUGGUUCCUCCAAAGGAUCCUUACAUUCAAGUCAGGGUUCUUGAUGACAUUGGUGAAGUGUGCCUUGGUGAUAUGGAGAUAUCUCUCACUCGACACUCUGUGCAUUUUCUCAGGCGGACAGAUGCUGAGCAAUUCAUUUCCCAGGGUCUGAUGGAGGAGUUCCUUGGAUGAAUCAGAAUUUGAUCCUGAACCCAAUGGUCAAUAGUUUGUGGGUUUGCAUAAAUAGUAAACAGGUUUCUUAGUUUCUGAUGAUUUCAUGUUAACAAUUUCAAUUUAAGCUUUGAAUUACAGGUUUCUUAGAUUGUCAAAGUGUUCGGGUAAGAAACCCUGAGUCAAGAAGCUGGUAUAUGUAAAUCAGCUGUAUUCCUCUUUAGUUCAAAUGGAUAGGUCUUGGUUUCAUAUUUGUGGAUUUGAUACUGUUGUUUAGCUCCUGCCAAUGUGUUUUUUUGCUUGGCUGGAUAUGAAAUGAAUGUAAAUAUGAUCUCAUUGAGAUUCCUCCAUUUUAUUA
Messenger RNA from Dioscorea cayenensis subsp. rotundata (Guinea yam), 1079 nucleotides. RefSeq names its product DNA replication complex GINS protein PSF1. The record is from RefSeq and is a predicted model, not a curated record. Gene Ontology annotation, biological process: DNA replication; DNA strand elongation involved in mitotic DNA replication. The coding region runs from base 149 to 742 and encodes 197 amino acids. NCBI's taxonomy places the organism in Eukaryota, Viridiplantae, Streptophyta, Magnoliopsida, Dioscoreales, Dioscoreaceae. The transcript is spliced from 6 exons. Gene Ontology annotation, cellular component: GINS complex.